Klebsormidium nitens is the source of this 1622-nucleotide messenger RNA. NCBI's taxonomy places the organism in Eukaryota, Viridiplantae, Streptophyta, Klebsormidiophyceae, Klebsormidiales, Klebsormidiaceae. The record is from the annotation of a GenBank genome assembly.
AUGGAGCAAGCUGAUUGGAAAGGGCGCUUUUAUCUGCAAGAUGGUCGAGAGGCGCAGGGGUGCUGCCCCAGAAUUCAGAAAGCCCCGAAGCUGGUCUGGCCGAAGUCGAUAGCUGCUGUAGACGAAUCUUCAGCGCAACUUGGCUUAUUCGACGGGAGUACCUUAGCUGGUCACAUUUUGUUGACAGGAAACUACAGGGGCCUGCGGUAUUUUGACUUCUUUGACCACAGAGCAGAACAGGAUGAGAAAGAGAGGGCCAAUGACGUCCCAGCUUUAGGCUUAAAAGAGAACGAUGGCCAAGCCGAGGAGACAUGUUUCUCCACGAAGGAGAUUUCAGGGCCGUCUGGGAAAAGUUAUCCUGCAGAGUUCCAAAAUCACAGCAUUCAUCCUGGUGAUGUUCCUGGUUCCAGCAGGAUUCUUUCUCUCAACCUCCUCAAGGUCGGGAAGGCAAGACUCAGGCAUACAUUCCAAAAGCCCUCGGCAUCUCUUGCAACAAGCGGAGGUGCAGCCCAGGUUUUCAAACCUCGUCAGAUCCCAACUCUCGACGAGAAGAUCGAGGCCGGAAUGGGAAUGGAAGACGUCGUCGAGCACUUCAUCGACUCUGAGUACAACAUCGACGUGCCAAUCCUCCAGUCCUUGCUGCAGCGAGCCAUUAAAGCAGUUGACUCGGCCGAGGAAACGGUAAGUAAGGAGUGGGGCCCGGGUAUGCUGGAGUACUCUACUCUAGAUGCUGGUUCGGUGGAGGAAAGCGCUCCAGCGAAGUCAGAGGGUUCGAGCGCAGAAGGGGGACUUGGCGAAGCAGUAAUGUGGAUGGCCAUGGCCUCAGACAGCAGUGUAGGGGCAGGUGCUUUGAAGGGCACAUUUACCACCACCAAAAAGAGUCCGCCUAAGCAAAAGGGGGGGAAGCUGCCAGACAGAAAGGAAGCUGUCCAGACCUUUUUGUUUGACACUCCCGUGCAAGAGCAAAGCCCGCGGGUCCAAGCUACCAAGCGGGGCCGGGGGGGCAAGACAGUGACUGUGGUCGGCGGUCUUAAACUCAAGCCGGAAAGCUUGGAAGCUCUAGCGAAGCAACUGAAGGCCCUUUGUGGAGCUGGCGGUGCUGUCAAGGAAGGAUGUGUUGAAAUUCAGGGCGAUCACACAAAAUCGAUAAACGAGAAGCUGAUCUCACUGGGCUACAAGUCAAAGGUGAGCGGAAAAUGAUUGGAGAGAAAGCACCCAUGUGUAGCGGACAGCACGCGCACGGUAUUGUGAAGGACAAGAGGGAGCGGAGAACAGUUUUUGAAGGCAGGUACAAGGUCCGUACGUUUUGGAAGGCUCUACUGCAAGGGACAAAUAUCUAGGGCCUCCGACUCAGUUGUUUCUUGGAAAGCAACCGACGAGGUUGUGUCUUGUGUCCCCUUUCUAGCCACUCGGCCGUAGUUCCUUACUUCCGACAAGAGUGGGCUUUAUUUGAGCUCGACAGUGGUCUACAAUUAAGUCAAACUUCGUUGGAAACCGUCUCAUGUUGAGCUGCUUUCGUUGUGAAGUUCAGUGCCUCAUAAAUUCAAACGGAAUCUUAAUCAAUCUACAAUCGUCAUGUUUGGCAACCCAAGACUUCUUUAAGCGGCCUGCACUUGUGUGUC